AUGUUGCUUGGCCUCCCACUUGAGCUAUUCUACAUCAUACUCGAUGACUUAUCGAGUAAGGAUCUAUGGAGACUUUACGACACCUCGGUCACCCUCCGGUCUCGAGUUGCGCAGCAAUUAUUUUGCACAACCAAAAUUUCGUUUGAGUCCAUAUUUCCACGGGUUUUGAACGGGAGACGUCUGUCAGCUAGCAGAGUAUUUGACAUCUUAAGAGAGCGGCUGCCUCACAUCGAACAGGUAAAGAUCUACAGCUACGAAUGCUCUGCUCAGCUCAAUUUAUUCGAUCUCUUAAGUCAUAUCCCUCACUUGAAACAAUGCUGGAUUUACGGUUCGACAACGAUGAAAAUAUAUCCUAAAGACAUCCUAGAGCGACUUUUCUCGCCCUCCGUUUGCGACGUCUAUAUCCGUGGUACACCAUUUGGGAAUCCAGCACCUAGUUCAACAUUUACAUUUUUGGAAGAGCUUCACUUAGGAGAUCUUGAUAUAGGUGCUGUUGUACUCCCUAAGCUUGAGUUUCUAGCAAACCUGUCUAUUCGCUUUCAUCCUGAUCGCGAUGUAGACAUAAUCAUGGACUUUGCAGAUCUGCCCCGACUGGUAUCGCUUGCAAUAUGGAACCUGGAUGAAAGAAGCCUCACUGUUUCCGGCAUAUCUAAGUCUUUGGAAAGAUUCGAAAUGCACGGCUCUACCGUUGGCUGGCGCUUUGUCCCUUUGCUUGCUAAGCUAGGCUCUCAGCUUCAAAAAAUACGCAUAAUUGAAAGUAAACUGUGGUGCGAUCUGCCUGCUGAUAAGCCGGUGAUAGCAAUCCUGCCCAAUCUUUCACAUCUUAAAGUUUUGGAGUUGGAUGAUUCCAUUAAUUUUCUUCCGCUUUGGCUGCCUGGUGGAGUGUCGCUACUGGAAGAGCUAGUCAUCAGCAUUGGUGAAAAGGAUUUUGAAGAAAGCUGGGAAGACUUGCAUGAGACCCUCAGUGCGCUGGGAAACGAAACCAACUUAAUAAAAUGCUUUGUUGAGAGUGAUGGAUGUCUAUUGGACCUUGAGCUCGUGGAUUGGCAGAAAUUGGAAAUAUACCACCGGAAUUACUUUAUUCUGCACUGA
Molecule: messenger RNA, 1092 nt
Organism: Talaromyces proteolyticus
Lineage: Eukaryota; Fungi; Ascomycota; Eurotiomycetes; Eurotiales; Trichocomaceae
Exons: 3
Coding region: 1-1092 (363 amino acids)
Molecular function (GO): protein binding
Source: RefSeq, a predicted model, not a curated record